Molecule: messenger RNA, 278 nt
Organism: Thecamonas trahens ATCC 50062
Lineage: Eukaryota; Apusomonadida; Apusomonadidae
Exons: 2
Coding region: 21-263 (80 amino acids)
Source: RefSeq, a predicted model, not a curated record
GCUCAACACAACUGCGUCGCAUGGCAAGCGGGGAUGGCGUCGAGCGGGCAGGAGCGAGCAGCGCGAGCGAAGAGCAAGAAGUGCUGAAAGUUCAUCCCGAGUACAUUGUGCGAGUGUACAUGGUGGUGCUUGUGGUGACGGGCGUGCUGCUUGCGAUGGACGUGGGCGGGCUGGUGGAAGGGGUGGAGGGCUGGUGGAUUGUGGGCGCGCCGUUUAUGCCUGCACUGGCGUGGGUGUGGUGGUCGCACGGGCUGAUUGUGUAGACGGCCGCCAGCGGC